Molecule: messenger RNA, 1017 nt
Organism: Schistosoma curassoni
Lineage: Eukaryota; Metazoa; Platyhelminthes; Trematoda; Strigeidida; Schistosomatidae
Source: the annotation of a GenBank genome assembly
AUGAGAGCUAGCGCUAGUGCCUAUACUACCGCACCGUCUAAUCCACCAUCUAUUCAUCAUGAACCAAACUCCAGUGUCUUCAGAAACUCUAUAGAACAUUCACAAAGCCGUACUUCUAGUAACAGCAUAGUUAACACUGUUUCAUCAUUAUCAAAAGAUAGACCUAGUAAUGAGGCAGGACCUAUGGAAUCAUAUGAUGGUCUUAACCUGCAGAACCGUUUGGAAAAUUUUAAACAUUGGAGUGUAACAACAUUCAAAUGUACAAAACAAAUGAUUGAAGAAAAACUUGGAACCGCAAGUGUAACUUGUGAUCAAGAAUUAGAGGAUCGAAUUUCAAUGUUUAGAAAUAUGCAUCAACAGUAUAAAAUAUUGCAUAACCUCGCUGAAAAGUUAGCUAAUAGUUUUCGUGAAACUAUUCAUCAUCAACGUGCAUUUACGAGUCAUAUGACUACUUUAAUUGUACAGCAGCCUGAUUUAAGCAGUGAAUUCACCUAUAAUACAGAAACCCAACGUAUUGUUAUAUCAAAUGGAGAAAAAUUAUUGGCAUCAUUAAACCAUUUUGUUAAUUCUUUGAACACACUGGUUAGUCAUACAUUUGAAGAUACAUGGACCACUGUUUCUAGUAUGCAGUCGGCUCGUAUACAAUAUGAUGCUUAUCGUAACGAAAUGAACCAAACAAAAAGUAAAAAACCUAAUGUUAAUAAUAAUUCUGAUACUGUCACACCCACUACGAUUACAAUGUCAGGGAACUCAUUUGCCACUGACUUGAUUCACGAUAACCAUAAUUUACAAUCACGAUUAGAUGCAGCUUGUGAACGGUAUUCCCAAUUGAGAAAAGCUGUUCUAUGUAAAUUGGAAUUUUUACAAGAAAACAGGUUGCGUGUUAUGCAACACCAACUAGUGCUCUUACAGAAUGCAACAUCAGCAUUCUUCUCUGGAAAUAAUCAACAACUGGAUCAAAUUUUAAACCAGUAUAAAAUCAAAUUGUCAAAUACACAGAAUGGGAUUAGCCAUUAA